CUUCCACGUGCGCGCGCGCUGACGCCAAUUAACUACGAAGACAUUAAAAUCAACAUGACUAGCUUCCAGCCACUUAAUAUAAGACGAUUUCAACAGAAGGCGCAGGUGGUCACGCCCGAUACAAUUUACUGGGAUCGUUUAGCGAAACCCGAACUGCUGAAGGAGCAUACAACGAUAGACUAUAUUGACUUCAGUCCCAGUGAACCGAGUAACUUUGUGCUGACCUGUUCGGUGCGUGUGCAAAUCUACAAUCUGGUGACCAAGCUUGUGGUCAAGAACUUGUCACGUUUCCAAAAGACCGCAUACGGCGCUAAUUUCCGUCAGGAUGGUCGGCUGCUGGCCGCCGGCGACGAAGAAGGACAUGUUAAAAUCUUCGACACGACCAGCCGUAACAUAUUGCGGCUAUUCAAAGGCCACAAUGCGCCCGUGCAUCGCGCCUUCUUCACCGCCGACAAGCUCCAGCUGGCAAGCUUCGCGGACGAUAAAUCUGUCCGGCUCUGGGAUGUGGCGAACGAGAAAGUGGUGCAAACAUAUGAAGAUGCACACACCGAUUAUAUAAGAGCCGGUGCAAUGCACCCGCAGUCAUCUCACAUGUUCAUCUCUGGCGGCUACGAUGGAAAAAUCAAUCUGUACGACACACGCGCCGAGAAAGCCAUCACCCAUACUCUGGACCAUGGCAGCCCAGUUGAGUCGAUGCUGUUUCUGCCCAAUGGCUCGAUAUUCAUCACGGCCGGCGGCACACAGGUGCGUGUUUGGGACUUGAUUAGCGGCAGUCGCCUGCUGACGACCAUGUCGCAGCACCACAAGACAAUCACUUGCCUGAGCCUUGGCUCUGAUGGCCGACGCCUGCUGUCCGGCGGUUUGGAUCGUCAUGUGAAGAUCUACGAUGUGAGCACAUACAAAACUGUGCACACUCUGACCUAUCCAAAUGCUGUUGUUAGCCUGGGCGUUGCUGCCAAGGAUCAGGCUGUAGUUGCCGGCAUGGUCGAUGGCCUUGUCUCCAUUAAGCGUAUGAUUGUCGAAAGCAAACCGAGUCACCUGAAAAAGAUCAGGGUCAGUUACCGGAAACAACGUUUGCAGAAGAUGGCACGUCCGGCGACGGGUGUGCCAGUCGAUCAUGUGAUAUCCGACAAAAGCAAAGGUAACAAACUGCAGAAGUUCGAUAUCCAUCUGCGCAAAUAUAACUACAAGAAGGCCCUCGACUGUGUCUGCACACCGUUAAAUGUUAAGAAACACCCGGAGAUGGUUGUGGCCGUCAUUACGGAGCUGCAACAUCGCGGUGCGCUACAAGCCGCAUUAACCGAUCGCAAAGAUAUAACUAUAAUCCGAUUCAUCAAUUUCCUUUGCAAACAUCUCGGCGAGGUGCGCUUUAUGCGCCCGCUGCUGAAUGCAGCCAGCGCUGUGAUGGAUGUGUUUGAGAACAAUGCCUUUGCCUACAACAAACCCAUGAUAGCCGCCCUGGAGCGACUCAAACGGACCAUGAAAUCGGAGGUGCAGCUCACCUGCCAGCUGCUCCAAAUCAAAGGUGCUCUCGAGAUGAUCAUUGGCGGCGCCCUUGACAACAACGAGUCCAGCACUAAUCACAGCUACACCCAGCCAAUUCCGACCAAAAUGCAUCCCUCAAAAGCAGCCUCCAACUACAUAGUCAUUGUCGACUGAUCGCUAGGUCGAUUGAGCUAUGUCUAAGAUUAAUUUCUAACAUUAGUUUUACUGCAGUGA
Molecule: messenger RNA, 1719 nt
Organism: Drosophila arizonae
Lineage: Eukaryota; Metazoa; Arthropoda; Insecta; Diptera; Drosophilidae
Product: U3 small nucleolar RNA-associated protein 15 homolog
Biological process (GO): rRNA processing; positive regulation of transcription by RNA polymerase I
Cellular component (GO): nucleolus
Molecular function (GO): protein binding
Source: RefSeq, a predicted model, not a curated record